Onthophagus taurus is the source of this 6236-nucleotide messenger RNA. It is a transcript of the gene PDZ-GEF, whose product is annotated as PDZ domain-containing guanine nucleotide exchange factor. Gene Ontology annotation, molecular function: protein binding; guanyl-nucleotide exchange factor activity. Gene Ontology annotation, biological process: Ras protein signal transduction. The record is from RefSeq and is a predicted model, not a curated record. Lineage: Eukaryota; Metazoa; Arthropoda; Insecta; Coleoptera; Scarabaeidae. Gene Ontology annotation, cellular component: plasma membrane; apical plasma membrane.
GGGUAACGUAUUGUUUUACAUCGUAAAGAUUUUGUUACAUGCUGAAAUAACAGUCUAUAGACUAAAUCGAUAUUUUGCGUCUUGUUAAAAGAAUACAAAAUUAAAAUCAUAGAACAACUCCAUAACAUAAUUUAGUUUUUGCAUACAUUUAAUUAUCUACAACGGACGGAAACUGAUAAGAAAAUUUUUCAUUUUGUUUAUGAUAAAUUCGUUGCCACUAUUGUUAAAGAAAAGCUGGAAUAAAGAUUUCGUUGAUAUUUUAAGGGUGGUAUAUUUACUGUUUGAUAAAUUCUAUUAUAAAAAGUCAACUUCAAAGUGCCGGAAGGCACAGAUAAAUAAACAGGCUGUUUCUAAUGAAAUGAAUCCUAAUUUUUCACACGGUCUUUCUUCAGACGACAUAAAUUAGUAUCUUAAAGGGGGUGUGUUCUAUAUUUAACUCCGAAACCAUCCCGUCUAUUUAUGACUGUCAGCUGGGAGGGAAUAGUUAUAGAAAGAGAUUUUAUGAACACAAAUUUAAUACACAAAUAUUAAAAAAUCAUCAAAUCGUUUAAAUUGAUUAACACUAAUUGCCAGAAGCUUUUUUAUAUAGAAAUUCCCAGAGAAUGUAACACGAUAAUCUUAAUUAGCCCACUUUUAUUAUUAUUGUACGUGUGCUCGUACUUUACCGUGUAGUUUCUUCUAUUUUAUAACCUUUCUCUAAUUACCAUAACGUGAACGAGUUCGCUUCGAAAACAAGGAAACUACCACUAUAAAAUUACGCAAUGAUCUAUUUUCUAUUAUGUAUAGCAAUGUUAUGAAACCAAAAUUUAAAUCAAAAGUAUCGUUUAUAAAUCGCUCGAUUAAUUUAUUACAGAAACACUAUGAAUUUUUUUAUAUUUAAAGACUUAUAACAAAAGAAAAAUGUUGAAACAUUCGGUGCAUCCAAUUUUGGACACGGAUAAAUACGUGGUGAAACGAAGAUGUAGCAUGAUUUCAGUGAAAAUUCGGCGAAAGAGUAUAAUAAGUACGUGUUCUAAUGACAGGGUGAUAUUUAGGAAGAACAGAGGAAGACAUUCGUUUUCUUGGCCCAGUUCUACUAUAGAACCAGAGAUCGAUUAUCCGGAUAUCGAGGAGAAUAGACUGUCACAAAACUCUCCGAUAAUGGAUCACGGUUCGGGGGGCCAACACCCCCAACACGGGCGGUUAAAUAUGUACGAGGAGGCGGCACUCGCCCAGAUGAUGGGUUCCGGCAGGCCGAUGCACCUUUACCAAAAGUGCAGCCGCGGUUCGCACUCUUCGGACACCAGUUCCGCGUAUAGCGGCUCGGAUACGAUGGCCUCGACGCACUCGGAACUGGACAAUGACGACCUCGACCUGACGGGGCUCGUUGAGAGCAUCGUCGACAGCGACGAAGAGGACGACCUCAAUGACGAACUUGCCAGCAGUUUAACAGUAAGAGAUCGAAUACGAGACUGCCUCGAAAAAGAACCAAACGAACGACUCGAAGAAGAUAUCGAAACACUAUUAGAGUUCACACAACACUUAAAAGCGUUCACGAACAUGACCUUAGCGGUACGAAGAGCUUUGUGUCAGGUUAUGGUGUUUGCGGUAGUUGAAAAAGCAAACACCAUCGUAAUGAAUGACGGAGAAGAAUUAGAUUCUUGGUCUGUCUUAGUAAACGGUUGCGUUGAGGUAAUUAUUGCUGAUGAGGAACCUCAAAUACUCAAUGUAGGUGACGCUUUCGGUAUUUUGCCAACGAUGGAAAAAUUGUAUCAUAAAGGAGUGAUGAAAACGAGAUGCGAUGAUUGUCAAUUUGUGUGUAUCACGCAACAAGAUUAUUACAGGAUACAACAUCAAAGAGAAGAAAAUACGGUGCGGCAUGAAGUUGAUGGUCAAGUAGUGAUGGUAACAGAAUUAAGAGGAUCUUCAGAGACUCAAGGUGCUAAUAGAAGGGGACACGUAGUAAUUAGAGGAACGGCCGAGAAGUUAAUGCAGCAAUUGGUCGAAGAAAAUAAUUUAACGGAUUCUACGUACGUCGAAGAUUUCUUAUUAACUCAUCGUACGUUUAUACCGAGUCCACUUCACGUUGCCAAUCAAUUAUUAGAUUGGUUUAAAGAUCAAGAAGUACGAGAUAGAGUUACAAGGGUUGUUUUAUUAUGGGUUAAUAAUCAUUUUACGGAUUUUGAAACCGAUCCUGAUAUGAUUGAAUUUCUUGAAACGUUCGAACAAGGUUUAGAAAACGAAAAAAUGAGCGGUCAAUUAAGAUUGUUAAACAUAGCAUGUGCGGCGAAAGCGCGUAUAAGAAACAUCGUCUUGGCGAGGUCAAAUCGCGACGAAUCCCUCAAUUUCGAAAUUUCGGGCGGAUACGAAAGGAAUUUCGGCAUUUUUAUUUCUAAAGUGAACAAAAAAUCUAAAGCGGAAGACGUCGGUUUGAAGAGGGGAGAUCAAAUACUUGAAGUGAACGGCCAAAGUUUCGAACACAUGACGCAUACGCGAGCUUUUGAACUUUUAAAGGGGUCGACCCACUUAAGCAUUAGCGUCAAAUCCAACUUGCUCCAUUUCAAGGAGAUGCUCAACACGCCUGAUAACUCGCCGAGACCGAGAAGUCGAAAAACUUCGGACAUUCCUAAAAUACAAACCGACCCCAGAGCAAGAUUAUCAAGCGUGGACGGCAACGUUAUUUUAACAAUGGACACUACUCCUUGUUCACAACCGGUUACUAUAAAUAGUCCGCAAAAAGAAAGCAAGAAAAUGAGCUUUAUGACACUUGGUCCUAAGAGAAGACUUCAAAAAGCUUUAAUGAAAAUGAAUAUUUUACCAAAAAGUAUUAAUGUAGCUAUUGGGACUGAUCAAGUUGAUAAUUUUUCUCAACCAACUACUUUGACUACAAAUCUUUAUCAAUCGCAAAGUAAUCCUGAUCUUAUGUCGAUAUGUUACGAUGACUUAAGAUGUACAGAUUACCCUGAACAUGUAUUAAAGGUUUUUAAACCUGAUCAAAGUUACAAAUACCUCUUAGUUCAUAAGGAAACAACGGCUCACGAAGUGGUUAUGUUGGCCCUGCAAGAAUUCGGCAUGACUGAUCCCAGUAGUAAUUUCAGUUUAUGCGAAGUAUCGGUUUCCGAUACUCAAACGAUCAAACAACGCCGAUUACCAGAUCAAUUGCAAAAUUUGGCCGAAAGGAUCGGUUUGAGUAGCCGGUACUAUUUAAAAACGAACGGAGUUACCGAAACGCUUGUACCUGACGAAAUGGCACCGGAACUCGUCCGCGAGAGCGCCGUACAUUUCUUGCAAUUGAACGCCGUCGAAGUAGCGAUGCAAUUAACGUUACAAGAUUUUAAUAUAUUUAGGCAAAUUGAACCUACGGAAUAUAUCGAUGACUUAUUUUCGUUACAUUCAAAAUAUGGCACACCAAUGUUGGAACAAUUUGCCGAAUUGGUCAAUAAAGAAAUGUUUUGGGUUGUGACGGAAGUUUGUAGCGAACAAAAUGUUGUAAGAAGAAUGAAAAUUAUAAAACAAUUUAUAAAAGUAGCAAGACAAUGUAAAGAAUGUAAAAAUUUUAACUCAAUGUUUGCAAUAAUAAGCGGGUUAGGACACGGUGCAGUUUCGCGUUUACGACUAAGCUGGGAAAAACUCCCAGGAAAAUAUCAAAGGAUAUUCAACGAUUUACAACAAUUGAUGGAUCCUUCACGAAAUAUGAGCAAAUAUAGACAAUUAGUCAGUUCUGAUCAACCCCCUAUUAUUCCAUUUUAUCCAGUGGUCAAAAAAGAUUUAACCUUUAUCCAUUUAGGUAACGAUUCAAAAGUGGAAAAUCUAGUCAAUUUCGAAAAAUUACGAAUGAUAGCAAAAGAAAUUCGUAGUCUUAGUAAUAUGUGUAGUUCUCCGUACGAUUUAUUAACAAUGUUGCAGUUAGGGGGUCAACCAGCAAGUAACGCUAUGGUUGUUUUGAAUCAAUUGACAACGGCAAGUACACAAAAUCACCUCCAGGGACAGACGACGGUUAAAAGAAGAAAAAAAUCCGCAGCAGCUCCAAAUCCGAAAAAAAUGUUCGAAGAAUCUCAAAUGGUGCGGCGAGUUAAGGCGUAUUUGAAUAACCUUCAGGUGGUUACCGAUGAAACGAAACUACACGAAAUGAGUUUGGAAUGUGAGGGAACGACCGGAACGUCUUCUACAAGUCAACUUGGUUCAAGGCCUAAAAGACAUCCUUCACCUGCACCAUCAACGACGAGUAGUACAAGUAGUGCUAGUGAUGAACGAAAGCCAACUGCUAAAUUCGGUUCAGCUUCUCCUCAAGCAGUAAGAAAAUUAUUAGCUCUCUCAGAACACACAAAGACACGCCCGCAUCAAUCGAGACAACCGCCUCCAUCGUUAAUAUUGAAUCCGGUGAGUCCGUCGAUACGAAGGGCACCAAGCGCGACCGGAAGUUACUCUAGUUACGGUUCGCACAGCUCCAGCGUUUGUAGCGGUAACGGAGGCGGAAACGGCACUCGAGCAAUGCACGAACGUUCGCAUUCGGAUACACCGACACCUUUACCUUCCGUCGCUUUAUCAGCCGAAAGUAGUAGCGUGACGUCAUUGAGUAAUUUACCGCUACGGAAAACUUUAACUUCAGGUUCUGUGGCUUCUUCUGAUUCUGGGCACAGCACCAACAGUUCUGGGGACGUGUCACACUAUCAAACGCUCGGUCCUAGUCCUCCAAAACAACCACCUCCUUUACCAGGUUGGUUCCCUGUGCGCGUUGGUGUCCCGCACCCUGCGUGUCCUCAAGCUGUCGCGGUCUUGCCACCCUUACCCCAAGCUUUUCGUAACGGGUCAGGCAGAAGGCAACCACCGGCAUAUAGCGUAGUAGCGCAAAUGGCAAGAUACCAUCGUAGGUUGGGCCGUGCGUAUUCACAUGAGGGCGUUGCGCAAGGUUACUACUAUCAUACAGAUCCUGAUACGGAUCACGAUGAUGACGAAACUCAAGUAUCAGCAGUUUAAUUAAUUAAUAAGAGACACAAAUUAAUAUAAUCUCUUUUCGACCCAUUUUCAACGUUGCAUAUCGCUAACAAUAUUUUUAGUAUUAAAUACUCAAGGGUGUGUUUACUUUUAAUUAAGUACGUUGCCAACGAGGUACUGAGGCAAGUUCAACAAUGGUCCUAUACAAAUGUAACAUUUAAUUUUUUUAACAAUUAAAAUCUAAGGGACAUCAACAAAAACGCUUGCCUCGAAUAAAAUGUACCUGAAGUUUAAAAAAGAAAUGUUUGUCUGAUAAUUAUUUAUUGUUUGCUUUAUAUUUUAGAAAGAACAAUAAUCGUUUAAUUAUAUUAGGUAAUUUAAUUUUGUAAUAAUUUUCGAUCGUAUCGAUAUGAUAGGUACUUUUUUCUCCUUAUUGUUGGUGUGUAGUAUGGAGAAGUAGACUUUUUUGUUUAUAUUUUUUAGUGUAUGUAUUUAUAUUUGCACUUUUUUCUUUUAAUAUCAAUUUAUAGUUAAUUCAACAAUUUAGUGUACAUAUAAAAUCAACUUCGAUUUUUUACAUCAUUCCAGUUGGCAUUUUUCCUCUUUGUACAAAUACCAUUAUAUGAUACUAUUCAAAAUAAACAUUGUGUCAACUUAGAAAAGAAAAAAAAUUGGAUCUAAAUGUAUUUUUAUAUUUAUAGAGCUUUGACAAUUACUAUUACAAUUAUCGAAUCUCUGUUAUAAUUUUUUUAAAAGACCCACUUUUUUUGAAUAAUAUACACUUUGUAAAAGCUUUAGAAACUAUAUAUAAUGAACAACAAACUAUUAAAUAAACAUCUUAUUUAUUUAAUUCGAAUCUUAUUGCAUUUAGUCAUUUCUUCAUAACUUUUAAAAUUUUUCGUCACUGAUUAUAAUUUUAUGAUGUAAAUAUUAUUAUGUUUUAUCAUGUUUCUUUUCGCGUAGGUUAGGUAAUGUGAUCCAACUAGUCUUCGAACGUGUGUAUACAGAAGAUAUAAUAUUACUACUAUGUAUUUUUUUGAACAAUAUUAAGAAGGACCGUUUUAAUAAAAACGUAGUAUUAAAACGAUUGCAUAAGUAAGCUGCGCAAAUUUUAAUUAUUACAAAAAUAAAAUAAUAUUGAUCUUCUGUUGGUAAUUUAAAAUAUAAGAAACGUUUCUCUUCUACUGCUAGUAUAAUUAUUUAAAUGUAUUAUAUACGCAGACGUAAUAUAGAACCUAUAUGUUCAUGUUAUAUAUGUAUAUUAGUGUACAAAUAAUAUAUCUUCUUCCAAUUGAUAAAUAUAUCCUGAUAAAAAAAUUAAA